AUGGGUUUAUCCUCGGUGGAACCAUUGGUUCGAAAUGCAUUCGAAUGGUACGGACCAGUGGCUUAUAAAUGGAAAUGGUUUAUAUUCAUUGUACCAAUAUUUAUGACUAUAGCUUGUUCUUUUGGUUUUAUUCGAGUAAAUGAGUUACGAGUGGAUGAUCCAGCAUACGUUUUCACACCAUCAGAUGCCAGAUGGCGAUCAGAACUUAAAACAUUCUCUGAAAAUUGGCCAUUAUCAGAGAAUAAAUUCCUUCCAGGAAAAUCUUUUGAAACUAAACGAUUUGUUAAUAUUUUGAUAAGAGCAAAAGAUGGUGGAUCAGUUUUGAGAGAACCGGUGUUAAGGGAAAUUCAGGUAAGUGGAAAAACAAAAAAUAGAAAACAAUAUAAUUUUCAUUUGGAUUUGCAGAUGUUGAAUGAGUGGAUUAUGAAUAAUAUUUCAAUUCCAACAGUGGAUAAGAAGUAUACUUUGACUUAUCAGGUUAGUUUGUUUUGUCAUAUGUAUUUUCCCCCAACAAAAACUCACAUUUUCAACCUGAAUUUAUUCAAACUUCACUAAAAAAUAUCAUGUUUCCAAAAUCCACUCCAACCUCAGAUUUUUUCCAGGAUCUUUGCUUGAGUUAUGAUUGGGUGUGUGGCGCAAAUGAACACAUAGAAAUGUUGAUUCAACGACACAAAGUCGGAAAACUCGUAGAUCUCUCCUAUCCAAGAGGUGGCAACAAAGACACUCCUGUUUACCUCGGAACAAUUCUCGGCGACAUCACCCUUUUUAAGAAUAACACAAUCGAGGAUGCGAAAAUCACCCAACUAUUCUAUUUUCUAAAACAAGAGCAAAAAAUGGUUGAACUGUAUUCAUCAAAAUUUUCUUAUGCUGUCGAAAAAUUUUUGAACACUAUUUAUUCGUCUGAACUUAUCACAUUUUCAUUUGCACAUUAUCAAUCAUUGGAAGAUGGUCUUGAUGAAAAUGCCAAAGCUUUUGUUCCAAAUUUUGUUGUCAGUUUCACAGUUUUGGCGCUGUAUGCACUUUUCUCGAGUUUCACUUUGAAAAGGAAACCGGCCAAGAAAAUUGAUUGGGUUCGAAGUAAACCAUGGCUUGCGGCUGCGGGUAUGUGCAAAGAUUUUCUGUUUGUUUUUUUCUCUCAACGUGUGGCAUUUUUUCCAGGUAUGGUAACAACUAUUUUGUCAAUAAUUAGCGCAUUUGGAUUCUUGUUACUCAUUGGUGUACGAUAUAAUGUGAUCAAUACUAUUAUUCCAUUCUUGAUUAUUGGUUAGUUUGAAUAUUUUAUCUCAAGUUUUAAUUCAGUUUCAAAAAAGAAUAUUUUUAGCAAUUGGAAUUGAUGAUAUGUUCCUGAUGAAUGCUUGUUGGGAUCAAUGCGAUAAUAAAUUAACAGUCCCGGAAAGAAUUUCAAAAACCUUAGCUCAUGCUGGAGUUGCGGUAACUAUUACAAAUGUAACUGAUAUAAUGUCAUUUGCGAUUGGCUGUAUCACUGAUCUACCAGGAAUUCAAUUCUUCUGUAUUUAUGCUUGUGUAUCAGUUGCGUUCAGUUAUUUUUAUCAGCUCACAUUUUUCUGUGGUGCAAUGGCAAUUAUGGGAGAUGUUGAAAAAGAAAAACGACAUUGUCUAUUUUUCUACAAAACAAUCGGAGUCAUCAAUAUUGCGGAAAUGAAUGAGGAUUCUCGGAAACAGCUUCAAAUUAGAUUUCCUAAUAAUUUGAAGCAAUUUCAGAUAACUAAAGCGUGAGUUUUUUGUUGAAAACAAUUUAUAAACACUUCUGAAUAAAGGAUUUUCAGACCAGUAGUGCCACAUUUAUAUGAUUCAUCAUCAUCUUCAAAUUCAUCGUAUUCUUCCGAUGACAAUAGUUUUUCAUCUCGUCGAACUUUGCCAAUCGAUGAUUUGAAUUGGAAGGAUGACAUUCCACCAUCUUAUACACCCCCACCUAUUCCAGUUCAACAAACUCCAGCACAUCAAGAACCUGAUAGAAUUAUUAAAUUCCUUGGCCAAACAUAUGGCCCAUUUAUUCUCACAAAUCCUAUGAGACUGUUAGCUCUAGUAUUGUUCUCAAUUUAUAUUUCUAUCGCAGUUUAUGGUUGUAUCAAUUUCCGAGAAGGUUUGAAUCCUGGAAAUUUGGUUACAAAUGAUCAUUAUAUUGCGAAAUAUUUUACGGAUAUCAAAUCUUUCUGGGAAUCUGGACCACAGUUACAUGUGGCUGUUUUGAAUCCACCAAAUUUAGCAGAUCGAGUUGAAAGGUAAAAUUUUUUUUGAAAUAAAUUAGUAUAAUUUUUAUAUUUUUUAGAGAGAAAUUGAUGAAUGUUGUAUCUGCUUUUGAAAACACACCAUAUACAAUGGGUCGAGAGGGGACAGUAUUCUUUGUUUUUGAAUAUUUGAAUUAUUUGGAUGAUUUGAAUGUAGAGAUUGAUGAUUCUGAAAAAUUAUGGAAACAAAAACUAAAAUCUUGGCUGAAAUACACCGGUGGUUCUACUCUUUGGUCAAAUGAUAUUCGAUAUAAUGAGACUGAUGGCAGCAUUUUAUCUUUCAGAUUUGAGGUGAGAAUCAUUCCAGAGAUAUUUUUUGUGUUAUAAUAUCAGUAGUUCACACAUUCCAAAAAUGAACAAUCAAAAUUAUCAAACCAUCAAUCAUUUAAGACACCAGUUCCAGGAAUUUCAAAAAAAAACAAAAACAAUGAAAUUGAUAUCACGUGUGAAUGAUUCAUCAGAUAGAAAUCUUAAAGACCAAAUAUUUUCCAGAUUGCGAUGAAACAUAUAGUAGAGCCAAAUGAUCACAAACACGCGGCUCUUCUGAUGAGAUCAAUCGCUGAUAGUCAACCAUUCAAUGUUGUUGUUUAUCACGAAGCGUUUCCAUUUGCUGAUCAAUAUCUGAUAAUUCUACCAGCAACAAUUCAAAAUGUUAUUAUUUCCCUUUUAUGUAUGACAGUUGUCUCAAUUCUUAUGGUUCCAUCUUUGCCAUCAGGUAUCUUAUAUAAUUUUGAUCCACGAAAAUUUAAUUUUUUUACAGGAGCUGUCAUAUUUGUGUCAAUUGUCUCAAUAAAUAUUGGUGUUUUUGGAUAUAUGACACUCUGGGGUGUUAACUUGGAUGCUGUCAGUAUGAUAUCAAUCAUUAUGAGUAUCGGAUUUGCUGUUGAUUUGUCAGCACAUAUUAUUUACGCGUUUGUCACUUCACAUGGUGAUACAAAACAGAGAGUUAUUGGUGCUCUAGAAGCUUUAGGGUGGCCUAUUUUCCAGGUUUGAACAAAUUCCGAAUGAAAAAAAUAAACAUAAAAAUAAAAUUCUAGGGCGCGUCAUCUACGAUUGCUGGAAUCACAAUUCUCUACACAGUAGAUGCUUAUAUUAUCCUAACAUUUUUCAAAACAAUUUGGUUAACAAUGGUGAUUGGUGCAAUUCAUGGCUUGUUUUUCAUACCUGUUUUCCUUACACUUUUCCCUGUUUCAUUUUUCCGAAUACCAAAAACUGUUGAACUCCAUUAG
Messenger RNA from Caenorhabditis angaria, 3478 nucleotides. Lineage: Eukaryota; Metazoa; Nematoda; Chromadorea; Rhabditida; Rhabditidae. The record is from the annotation of a GenBank genome assembly.